This is a messenger RNA of Micromonas commoda, 1157 nucleotides long. RefSeq lists its product with no specific name. The record is from RefSeq and is a predicted model, not a curated record. The transcript has a single exon. The coding region runs from base 75 to 1133 and encodes 352 amino acids. Lineage: Eukaryota; Viridiplantae; Chlorophyta; Mamiellophyceae; Mamiellales; Mamiellaceae.
GUCUCGCUAUCGAUGCCACGGGCGUGGCGUGUUGCAACAGCGGCGCAAACUGCGGGGCUGCCGGGACGGAUGAGAUGGACAAAUGGGACGUGAGCUCGGUGACGGGCAUGGGGUCCUUGUUUCAGGAUGCGACGGCGUUCAACGCGGACAUCUCGGGAUGGGACACGAGCUCGGUGACGGACAUGGAUGGAAUGUUUUGGGGUGCACAGGCGUUCAAUCAAGAUAUCGGAUCGUGGGAUACCUCCCAGGUCACGAAUAUGGCUUCCAUGUUCCGGGACGCCACGUCGUUUAAUCAACCUAUUGGCAACUGGACUACCUCGAAGGUCACGGAAAUGGGUUCCAUGUUUCGGAACGCCACGUCGUUCAAUCAACCUAUCGGCAACUGGAACACUUCCAAGGUCACGAAAAUGGACGGAUUGUUCUUGGGCGCUGGACGCUUCAACCAUCCAAUCGGUGACUGGGAUACCUCCAAGGUCACAACCAUGGCAGCAACCUUGUCUGCUGCCGCAUUUAAUCAACCGAUCGGUGGCUGGGAUACCUCCAAGGUCACGGACAUGUCGGGCAUGCUCAGCAAGGCUACCGCAUUUAAUCAACCGAUCAAUGACUGGAACGUCUCCAAGGUCACGAACAUGAUGGGAAUGUUCUAUGAAGCUACCUCGUUUAAUCAACCGAUCAAUGACUGGGACACCUCCCAGGUCACGAACAUGCAGUACAUGUUCGCUGCCGCCGCCGCGUUCAAUCAACCAAUCGGUGAAUGGAACACCUCCAAGGUCACGAACAUGGGAGAUAUGUUCAAUGGCGCCUCGUCUUGGCACGCUGCAUACACUAAUUGCGGCCACGAUGCUUCAGCGUCGGUCUGCCUCAGUUCCACGUCUUAUGCCAGCUCGAAUGGCACAAACGAUGGUCCCCCUUCUGCAUGGGUCCUUAUACCGAAGCCACCACCGCCACCACCGCCAUCCACGGCGAACACAACUUCACCGCCACCACCGCCAUCCACGGCGAACACAACUUCACCGCCCCCGCCGUCGCCACCUUCUCCCCCACCCAAACUCGUCACCGACGAGGACGACCACGCCGCGGGACUCACGGGCAUCCUCGUGGCUCUGGUGGCGACGAUUUUCAACAUGUUGUAAAUAUAAAUAAUCUUUUCUUCGCUU